CAUCAAUGCAAUGUGAUGAUGAUGAUGACGAACAAAACAUGAAUAUCAUUUCAAAUAGUGAUAAUUCACAAUCGAUGAUACAUAAUUCUAGAAUAGCUAAGGGACAAGCAUUAGGGAUGUAUCGUUCGCUUGGACAACUAGGUCGUGCGGCAGGUCCAAUAGUGGCGUGCGGAUUAUAUUGGAUGGUAGGAUCUGAAAAAUGUUACGGGGCUGGUGCUUUUUCAAUGUUGGUGAUACUUGGAAUUGCGAUCGCUAAAGUUCCAUACAUUUCUACUAAGAAACCAAAAUCAGAAUGA
Messenger RNA from Racocetra persica, 296 nucleotides. NCBI's taxonomy places the organism in Eukaryota, Fungi, Glomeromycota, Glomeromycetes, Diversisporales, Gigasporaceae. The record is from the annotation of a GenBank genome assembly.